Molecule: messenger RNA, 1911 nt
Organism: Oncorhynchus masou masou (cherry salmon)
Lineage: Eukaryota; Metazoa; Chordata; Actinopteri; Salmoniformes; Salmonidae
Product: golgin subfamily A member 6-like protein 22
Exons: 2
Coding region: 1-432 (143 amino acids)
Source: RefSeq, a predicted model, not a curated record
AUGAGGGGAAAAGAGGAAAAGCUGUUUGACUGCAUCAGAGAGGGAGAAAAGCAGUUGGAAGGAGGAGAGAAUGAGGGGGAAAAGAGGAAAAGAUGUUUGACUGCAUCAGAGAGGGAGAAAAGCAGUUGGAAGGAGGAGAGAAUGAGGGGAAAAGAGGAAAAGCUGUUUGACUGCAUCAGAGAGGGAGAAAAGCAAUGGGAAAAGGAGGAAAAGCUGUUUGACUGCAUCAGAGAGGGAGAAAAGCAGUUGGAAGAAGGUGAGAAUGAUGGGAAAAGGAGGAAAAGCUGUUUGACUGCAUCAGAGAGGGAGAAAAGCAGUUGGAAGGAGGAGAGAAUGAGGGGAAAAGAGGAAAAGCUGUUUGACUGCAUCAGAGAGGGAGAAAAGCAGUUGGAAGAAGGAGAGAAUGAGGGGAAGAGAAGAAAUGCUGUUUGACUGCAUCAGAGAGGGAGAAAAGCAGUUGGAAGGAGGAGAGAAUGAGGGGAAAAAGAGGAAAAGCUGUUUGACUGCAUCAGAGAGGGAGAAAAGCAGUUGGAAGAAGGAGAGAAUGAUGGGAAAAGGAGGAAAAGCUGUUUGACUGCAUCAGAGAGGGAGAAAAGCAGUUGGAAGAAGGAGAGAAUGAUGGGAAAAGAGGAAAAGCUGUUUGACUGCAUCAGAGAGGGAGAAAAGCAGUUGGAAGAAGGUGAGAAUAAGGGGAAGAGAGGAAAUGCUGUUUGACUGCAUCAGAGAGGGAGAAAAGCAGUUGGAAGAAGGUGAGUGAGGGGAAAAGAGGAAAAGCUGUUUGACUGCAUCAGAGAGGGAGAAAAGCAGUUGGAAGAAGGUGAGAAUAAGGGGAAGAGAGGAAAUGCUGUUUGACUGCAUCAGAGAGGGAGAAAAGCAGUUGGAAGAAGGUGAGAAUAAGGGGAAGAGAGGAAAUGCUGUUUGACUGCAUCAGAGAGGGAGAAAAGCAGUUGGAAGGAGGAGAGAAUGAGGGGAAAAAGAGGAAAAGCUGUUUGACUGCAUCAGAGAGGGAGAAAAGCAGUUGGAGACAAACUAAGAGUAGAAACAAAAAUGAAUAAUUGGAAGCUGAACGGAGUAGACAUACAGCCUUUUAGAGAGGCAAUGUGAUCCUUCAAAUAUAGGCCCUGUAGGGAUAUCAUUGUAGGGAUAUCAUUGUAGGGAUAUCAUUGCAUUCAAGCUCAGAUACCAGCCCAGGUUCUCAUGGACAAUCUAUUGAGCCCUGGUUUUGGUUUUCUGCUGAGAGGAGUAACACAAACAUCUAUUUUUCACUCCAACCUGUCUGCUAUCAGAUCAGAGUACCCACGUUGAAUACCAACUCCAAACAAAUUGCAUCGGCUGAAUUCAAGAUUCUGAUCAAGUGUUUUCUCAAGGUGCACAAUGGUUGGGGGGGUGGAUUAGUUAUUCAUACUGUAGUCCCUCUUGCAUCCUCUCUCUGUCAGUCUCAUCCUCCAAAGGCCUGGAGAACAGAUUGUAUCACACUGUUUGGGCCAAAUUAUAAUUGCUAAUCUGCUUGUUUGGGGACAGCAGCAUUUCAAGUGAUGGGAGUGCAAUUUGCUGUGCGUUAUAAGUGUUUAGGAGGAGGGAGAAGUUGGCUUGUCAGUCUGCUGCUGUUUGCUGUCAGGUUGUAGAGAAACAGGGAGGAAGUUGAGUCUUACAUACCACAUACUCUAUUCCCCCUCAGGUGCAACGCUUAUUGACACCCAGCCUCUCAGAUAAUCUCAGAUAAUCCUUCCUCAGCAUCAUCAACUUUAGAGGAGGCCCUUGUCAGACCCUGGCAGCAGAUUGUCAGACCCUGGCAGCAGAUUGUCAGACCCUGGCAGCAGAUUGUCAGACCCUGGCAGUAGAUUGUCAGACCCUGGCAGUAGAUUGUCAGACCCUGGCAGUAGAUUGUCAGACCCUGGCAGCAGAUUAACA